Molecule: messenger RNA, 3687 nt
Organism: Sclerotinia borealis F-4128
Lineage: Eukaryota; Fungi; Ascomycota; Leotiomycetes; Helotiales; Sclerotiniaceae
Source: the annotation of a GenBank genome assembly
AUGGAUCCCGAUAAUCAUGGCUACAUGCAAGACGAUGUUGAUUUUGAUGGUCUACUGAACAAUGCUCCUGUCUGGCCGAAUACAGCAGAUGAAUACGGAUUUCAACCUCAGCAAUCACAACCUCAGCAACAGCAACAAGCUCAACAGCAGCAUAUACAAUCAGAUCCAUAUGCUAGAUAUUCGGCUAAUCAACCUUCUUAUGGACAUCAGUAUGAUCUCUCUCAUCAACAACCCUCAUACAAUUCGCUAUCAUACUCGAAUAAUCCGGCAUAUGCUGCUCAGUACCAACAUGCCAGACCAUCAGACUUGUUCGGUCCUACCUCUUACAAUCUUGAUCCUUCUAUGCAAGAAUCAAACACCUACCAUGGAACCCAAGGUUCUUUUCCCUAUCAAGAAAGUGCGACCCAACAUCCUACAGUUUCUCCUCAAACUCUUCAGUACAACAUGUUGGCUCAACAGCAAUUGAAUAAUGGGAUCGUAUCGGCCACUUUUCAACGAUCAAAUAGUGGAAUUGGAGGUAAACCUGAUUAUAAUUAUGGCCAGAGACAAAGCAAUGAUAACCAUUUCUUCAAUCAACCUCAGAAUGGUGUUUUGCCACAGAAAAAGGCCCAGAACGUGCCCAACAAUACUGUGCGGUAUUCUCCAGUUACCACAGAUCCUGGUUUAAAGGAGGAGGUGAAGAAAUAUACCCCGCUUGAGGACAAACAAUCUCUCGCGGCGCUUGCUGCUGCUGCUCCGCGUCAGCGAGAGAUGAUUCCUGAAUACCGACACAUUGCUCCGGCAAACACACUUCGAGUCACUCAUCCCAAUCUCGUUGCGAACAAUACUUCUUCACGACUUCGAUUUCCAUAUGCUCCAUUUGUUUCAUGGGAAGAUAUGCCUGUACAAGUGGCUCCGGGACUGAAAAACACCAUUCCGAAAUUUCACCCGAGAAAAUCAAGAAGUGGAAAAGAGCUUGUAGUGGGAUUAACCAAAUCAAAAAUCUCAACACCGGCAAAUGUUUCACAGAAAAUUCGCGUCCCCAAGAGAAAGAAAGCACACGUUAGUACUUACAAAGGCACUGGCCGUUCGGCAUUUGAUAAAGAUCUCAACAUACGUGCUGAUGGGACAAACACACCAACCAAGUCUCCUUCAACACCCAUAGAAUCAAGUUCUUCUGAGGAAGAAUCAAGUUCGGAAGAAGAGUCUGAUUAUGAAGAUGACGAGGACGAAGAGAUGCCACCUCCAAUAGAUAUCAGUACCGUUCGUGAGCUCAUACGUCCCACUGAUACUCCUAAUGCUGCCCGAUGGGAUGCUAUAGGUAUCAUCUGGAAGGACCCCAACUCCAGUCCAAGUGCGGCGGCUAUUACAAGUGCUAUGAACGAUUAUGCCAAUACUAUUAUCGCACUUCGAACCCAAAUCAAGGAUGUUGCAGCAAAGAUUGACGAAGCAACCAAGUCCAAAGCUCCCGAAGCACAAUUACAAAGACUCAAGAAUCUCCAAGGCGAGCAAACCGAUGCUUUGUACCAAACGAUUGAGGCAGCAAACAAGCUUGGCUACGGUCCAAUUGUCGAAAAUCUUGGUGGUCACCAGAAGUUGGUAAGUAGUCUGACAGCCACACUCAUCGAAUGUACGAAAUCAGAUGACUAUCUUGGUAAACUUCCACGAGCUAUAUUCGCUUUACUUGCCAAAUUUCAAACACUCACCGAGGAGUUGCUUAAGAAGAGUAAAUUUGAUGCUAUCGCGAAGCGUUGGAAUAAGAAAGGAGACCAGGAAAUCAAAAAUUACAUUAGAAUUAUAAUGGAGAGCACAACCGAUGCAAAGAAAAAGGCUUCUAAUGUAGAGAAGACACUGGCUAGCGUUGAAGAGACUAAGAAGAAGCUUGAAAAGAUAGAACAAAUUAAAUCUCGAACUGCUGAAAUCAUAAAGCCCACAGCGACUAAUCCAAGUUCGAAGAGACCUUAUGAGGGAAACAGCAACAAUGGCAAAUCAAACAAAAAGUUUGCUACUGAUGUUUCCGGCACCCCUACUUCGACACCAAAAUUGCCUCCAAUACCUAAGAGAUCUACUAACCUUCUUGGCAUCUCCUCUAAGCCAAAUCCAAAGCCUGCUCCAAAGAUUGCGCCACCUAAGAAGAAGGAACCAUCCCCACCAAUUUCAUCCAGAUUAGGGGAUAUCUUGGCCAGCAUCGAGAAGCCCCCUGAGCCACCGAAGAAGGCUGCACCGGCGGUAGGACCUCCAGAGACGCCAGAGGAGAAGAAACGCCGUGAGCGAAAAGAAAGCCGACGACACCUUAGAGUCAAAUUUAAGCCAGAUGAUGAGCUUGCGCAGAUUCGUCUGUUCAAACACGAGGUGGCAGAAGAUGAGGGACGACAAGAUAACAUGUUGAGAGAUGCGCAUAACAAUCACUCCGAAGGUAUGAUGCACAAGCAACGUGUUAAAGUUGCAGAUGACGAGGAUGAUGAACCUAUGUCUGCUACGAUUGAAGAUCGACCUUAUCCUACUUUGGUCCAAGUCGACCUUUCAAACCUUGAUAAAAAUACAACAUACGGUCCAAGUUAUAUCACCAGAGGCGGAAAUGUCAAAUUUGUUACCCCGGAGCAACAGGUACAAGAGCGACGAGAGGCCAACGAGUUACUUGUUAUCUAUACUGAUCCUUCAGAAAUUCCACCAUCUGCGAAAGAACCAUCUGCUGCAAAUGACGCCGCUAAUGCUAUGGCAAGACAAUUGAAGUACCCAAAUACUCCUUGGUUGAUACAGCGACUCCAUGACAUUCAUCAGUAUGGUCCAGAAUAUGCACGUACCCUUGCAAUUGGUCGUCUUGAAGAAAGAAAGUACAAAGAAUUACGUGACAACCAAGCACGCGGUUUCUCACAAAAUGCUUCAUCUUCAAAUGAAGUUUCUUCAACAUUACAACAAAUUGCUGGAGCACCACAAUCCAAGCCUAGCAUGGAUGCAGCAGCAUGGGAUAACUUGCAACGUAUUGUCGCAACGUUGAAAUGCAAACCAUAUCCAGCCACCGAGCCACCUGAAUGGAUGAAUGAAACUUCGAAGAAUGAUUGGUGGGUUGGUUACAAUAAGGAUUACCCUAAUGCCGCAGAAGAGAGAUUGUUUGCCCAACUUCAAGCUCCUCAGGCGCCACCCGCACCACCAAUGGUACCUGCUAUGCCGAUUCCUCAAAUGCAAAGUUAUCAACCACAACUAAACCAGCCGAUUAUGAAUUAUCAAGGAGCUGUUCCCGACGUCAAUCAACAAGUUCAACUUCAACAGUAUCUUGCGGGUUUGACUGGAAACAACAAUAACACCAAUGUUGAUAGUAAUUCAUCUUCAACUCCUCAACAAUUUGACUUCAGCGCCUGGUCCAAUAAUCCUGCACUCCAAGGCUAUGCACCUACCACUCCCAAUGAUAGUGCUCAAUCACAACAAUGGGCUUCCAGCUAUCAAAAUGAUGAACAUCGGGAAUCUCGAACCAAAAGCAAUCAAUAUAAUGAUGUUUGGAAGAGGAAGAAUGGUUCAGAAUGGAAGAACAACUCAGAGUGGAAGAGAGAUUCGAAAUGGGAACCAUUGGACGAAAAUGGGAAUUACAAGGGCAAGAAACAACCAUGCAAAUUUUGGGGAGAGGGUAAAUGUGCCAAGGGUACAGCUUGUACUUAUUCUCAUGAGCCUGAAGAUCAGGGUAUGAGUGGAGGUGGACGAGAUCGAUAUUAA